UGAUGAGGGGUGGCUGGAGGACAUGUACUGUCCCCCUGAGAUCCUCCCUGAUGACGUCAAGGUCGAGCAGCUGAACUACCUGCAGCUAGCGCAAGCCACCUCCUUCCCACUGUACGUGGUGCAGGAGUGUGUGCAAGAGACCAUCGUCUUGUACUGUUGCCUCCUGAAGAACAAGGAGCACGUCCCCUUUGCCUUCAGGGACAUCGGUGUUUUGACCUGUGAAGAUGAUUUCCUGUGCAUGAAGUUUUAUCCAGACUGUGUUAAACGUCUGGAGAGCGCUGCAGACCUCGUUGCAAUGCUCCACAGUGUAAGCUGGUGAUGUUUUGAGGGCUACUUCAAUUUCUUUGGGAAUCCUGUGGAAGGGUGAUCAAUCCGACCGCUGUUGGCCAGCCUGGACACGGCAGGCCAGUCAGAUGCCUUUCCCCACGCCUGCCCCAUUAGCUGCU
This is a messenger RNA of Anas platyrhynchos (mallard), 446 nucleotides long. The record is from RefSeq and is a predicted model, not a curated record. Lineage: Eukaryota; Metazoa; Chordata; Aves; Anseriformes; Anatidae.